Molecule: messenger RNA, 1031 nt
Organism: Myzus persicae (green peach aphid)
Lineage: Eukaryota; Metazoa; Arthropoda; Insecta; Hemiptera; Aphididae
Product: putative nuclease HARBI1
Exons: 5
Coding region: 123-1031 (302 amino acids)
Source: RefSeq, a predicted model, not a curated record
AAUCCUUUCACUGAGUAUGAUGAUACGGAUUUCAAACAGAGUUUCAGGUAUAUUAAAAAUAGUAUUUUAUGUAAGUAGGUACUUACCAGAGUAACGUUUUUUUAUUUUUGAGGUUGUCUAAAAUGAUGUUCAUUGAGUUGCUAAACAUGAUACAAGAUCAACUUCAGCAUAAUACACACCGGAACAUGUCUUUGUCAUCAAUGCUUCAGCUUCUUAUUGCACUUAGGUACUAUGCAACUGGUGCUUUUCAAGCAGUUUUAGGGGACCAUAUAUGUAUACAUAAAUCAACAGUUUGCCGUAUAGUUAAAAAAGUUUCAACAUGUAUUGCAACCCUCAAACCGCAAUUCAUUCAAAUGCCUAGAACAGAACUAGAGAGACAAUCUAUAUAUUAUGAAGGUUUCAAUCAAUUGCGUCAAUUUCCUAAUGUUAUUGGUGCAAUUGAUUGUACCCAUAUAAGAAUACAGUCUCCCAAUAGUAAUAUUGGAGAAAAAUUCCGAAACCGAAAAGGAUAUUUUUCCAUAAAUGUACAGGCUGUUUGUAACAGUAAUUUACAAUUUACAAAUAUUGUGGCUCGUUGGCCCGGUUCGGUACAUGACUCGACCAUAUUCGAUAAUUCACUAUUAAGAGCACAAUUUGAAAACCAUGAAUUUGGAGAUGCUCUACUUCUAGGAGAUGGAGGCUAUGCAUGUAGGAACUAUUUGAUGACACCUCUUGCUAAUCCAAUUACCGAAGCAGAAAAACGUUAUCAGAAAGCUCAAAUUGGUACCAGAAAUGUUAUAGAACGAACAUUUGGUGUGUGGAAAAGACGCUUCCCUGUAUUAUCUGUUGGUGUUCGGACACAAAUUCCAACUACUUUGCUCACAAUUAUCGCCACGGCAGUGUUACAUAAUAUGUUGAUUCAAGCUAAUGACCCCUUACCUAUAGAUGACACUCUACUUAAUGAAAAUUUGCUUCAACAAGUUCCAGUUUACCCUGUUCAACAAACUGGAAAUAUAGCACGCCGAACAUUAAUUGAAACUAUAUUUAAUUAA